CUUUGACGCUUCACUGCCACGCCUCAAUUCUACGAUUGUCAUGUCUUGAUACUGCACUGUAUAUUCUCCUGUAUAUUUACAUCUUUAUCUCUCAUAUAUUCUACGAUUAUAUAUAUACUGUUUUUCGAUUUCGAUUUCUAUUUCUAUUUAAAAUGAACAGACCAGGCAUUGCGUCCAUGUCGCUCAGCCGACCAGGCCUGCACUCGCUGCUCGACAAGCUGCGGAUUGCAUCCCAAGCCGGGUUCCAGGGCAUCGAGCUGUUCAUCGACGACCUCGACCAUCUGGCCGAGACGGAAUGCAAGUCCGACCUGGAGGCUGCGGCGCAGAAGGUGCGCUCGUUGUGCGACAGCCUGGGGCUGACCAUCAUCUGCCUGCAGCCGUUUGGCUUCUACGAGGGCCUGGUGGACCGCGCCGAACACGACCGGCUCGUGAACGAGAAGCUGCCUCUGUGGUUCCGACUGGCACACAUCCUCCAGACAGACAUGAUCCAGGUGCCUGCCAACUUCCUGGGCCCGGAUCCCGAGACCGGCCUGCCACGCACGUCGGGCGACCUGGACCUGAUCGUCUCGGACCUGCAGGAGCUGGCGGACCGCGGGCGGGCGCAGAAUCCCCCCUUUCGCUUCGUGUACGAGGCUCUCUGCUGGUCGAACCACAUCAACACCUGGGAGGCCUCGUGGGAGGUUGUCCGGCGUGUCGACCGCCCCAAUUUCGGGCUCUGUCUGGAUACCUUCAACAUCGCGGGCCGCGUGUACGCCGACCCGGCCCGCGCGGACGGCAAAACCCCCAACGCAGAGGAGGACAUCAAAGCCUCCAUCGCGAGACUCACCGCGCAGAACGUCGAUCUCGCCAAAGUGUUUUACAUCCAGAUCGUCGAUGGCGAACGUCUCGCCGCCCCGCUGGACGAAUCCCAUCCCUUCCAUGUCGCCGGCCAGCCCGUGCGCAUGAACUGGUCGCGCAACGCCCGGCUCUUCGCCUUCGAGCAGGAUCGUGGCGGUUACCUGCCCGUCCUCGACAUCGCCCAGGCCAUCUUCGAAUCCCUCGGCUUCCGUGGCUGGGUCUCCCUCGAGCUGUUCUCGCGCACCCUCGCGGACCCUUCGCCGCAGACGCCGGUCGUCCAUGCCCAGCGGGGGUUCGAGUCGUGGAAGAAGCUGGUCAAGGCUUUGCAACUCGAGGAGCCUCAGCAUCGUUUGUAAACAUGAUACAUAUACAUAUACAUAUACAUAUACGUAUACAUAUACGUAUAUACUCAUAUAUAUAUAUAUGAUAAGAGAGGGGGUUAUUAUUAUAGAAAUAGACGUAUACCACACUACAAUACCAUCAAUUAUUAAUAUUAUCUUGUUGAAUAGUAU
This is a messenger RNA of Penicilliopsis zonata CBS 506.65, 1349 nucleotides long. RefSeq lists its product as hypothetical. NCBI's taxonomy places the organism in Eukaryota, Fungi, Ascomycota, Eurotiomycetes, Eurotiales, Aspergillaceae. The record is from RefSeq and is a predicted model, not a curated record. The transcript has a single exon. The coding region runs from base 153 to 1193 and encodes 346 amino acids.